AAGACGACGAAAUGGAGGACAAACACUUCGUACUUUCACCCAUCAAAAGAACCCGGUCUGAUACCCGGGUGUAUCAAUCUUUCGCCUUGCUGGUUUCAACAGGGGCACGAGAAUCCGUUGGAUGGGUUUAUUCCGGAAGUCUCUGCCGCCUUGAAGGGCGAUAGCGGCCUGUCAUCGAUUAUAGAUAUGCAGCGUCCGGCUCUCUUGUCAUCGGCUGCCCUUCGGGUCAUGCACCCACAACUUUACCGGGCAUCAAUGUCCACUCACGUGGCGCUUGGGCAGUGGGCCGCAGCGCAUGGUGAAGAUCAGAUGUACCGCUGUCUCCAGCAUUGGGCGUCAGCAUAUUCCGGCGCUUCAAUUGUUUGUAACAGGCAAUCCCCCGGUCAUCGUGAUCCCAAAUGUCCUCCGGAAGGAUUUGACAUUCUCACUUGCAUAGGAAGCUAUAAACAUGCGGUGAUGAAUUUGACAAACUUAGGCAUCGAUUUGUUAUACAAUCCGGGAGUCAUGGUAAGUUAUUCUGGCCGGCUUGUGAGGCACGGUGUCCGGGUGGGAGAUGGUGACAGAAUUGUGUGGGCAUGGUUUAUGCGGGACAGUGUGCACAACUAUGCCGGAACCCCA
Messenger RNA from Suillus fuscotomentosus, 618 nucleotides. RefSeq lists its product as uncharacterized. The record is from RefSeq and is a predicted model, not a curated record. NCBI's taxonomy places the organism in Eukaryota, Fungi, Basidiomycota, Agaricomycetes, Boletales, Suillaceae. The annotation marks the transcript as partial. The transcript is spliced from 2 exons.